UCCACAACUUCAGACAUCCCCACUGCAUCGCCAGCACCGAGACAGACAUGGCUACUUUUCAGCUCUCGCUCCUCUUACCGCCUCCUUCCAAGCCAACGUGCCUUCUCCCAACCCUUCCCCUCUCGCAGCCGACGAUCGCCGCGCCCCGCUUCUCCCGAUUCAAAUGUUCCGCUGGGCAGACUGGGUUCUUCACUCGCCUCGGCCGCCUCAUCAGAGAGAAGGCCAAGGGCGACGUCGACAAGAUCUUCUCCGGCUUCUCCAAAACGCGCAGCAACCUCGCCGUCGUCGACGAACUCCUUCUCUACUGGAACCUCACCGACACCGACCGCGUCCUCGACGAACUUGAAGAGGCUUUGCUGGUGUCUGACUUUGGGCCAAGAAUCACCGUCAAGAUUGUAGAAAGCUUGCGGAAAGAUAUAUUGCUUGGGAAGCUUAAAUCAGGGAGUGAGAUAAAGGAUGCUUUGAAAAAGAGUGUGUUGGAUUUGCUGACCAAGAAAGGGAAUAAAACUGAGCUUCAACUUGGAUUCAGAAAACCAGCUGUUAUCAUGAUUGUUGGUGUCAAUGGAGGUGGGAAGACAACUUCUCUCGGGAAGUUGGCCAAUAGGUUGAAGAAAGAAGGAGCUAAGAUAUUAAUGGCAGCAGGCGAUACAUUUAGAGCAGCUGCUAGUGAUCAGCUUGAGAUAUGGGCCGAGAGGGCUGGGUGUGAGAUUGUUGUAGCUGAAGGAGAUAAAGCCAAAGCAUCAUCAGUUCUUUCACAGGCUGUGAAAAGGGGGAAGGAACAAGGAUUUGAUGUUGUCUUGUGUGAUACAUCUGGACGUCUUCAUACUAAUUACAGCCUUAUGGAGGAGUUGAUUGCAUGUAAGAAAGCUGUUAGUAAAGUUGUUCCUGAUGCCCCGAAUGUAAGCUCAACUAUCUGGCUCUUCUGGUAG
Messenger RNA from Malania oleifera, 929 nucleotides. RefSeq names its product cell division protein FtsY homolog, chloroplastic. The coding region runs from base 48 to 929 and encodes 293 amino acids. Gene Ontology annotation, cellular component: membrane. The record is from RefSeq and is a predicted model, not a curated record. The transcript is spliced from 8 exons. Gene Ontology annotation, molecular function: GTP binding; signal recognition particle binding; GTPase activity. Gene Ontology annotation, biological process: SRP-dependent cotranslational protein targeting to membrane. NCBI's taxonomy places the organism in Eukaryota, Viridiplantae, Streptophyta, Magnoliopsida, Santalales, Ximeniaceae.